UUUAUAUACGUUGUGACAAAUAGAUAAUUUUAAUAGUUCAUAUUCAUUUAAAUUCAAACAAUGAAAUGGUAGCAACAUCAGCUGAUAGCCCAGGGCAAAGUCCUUCCAAGUUGUGUUUGCUUGGAAGAUAUAUGAUACAGCAAUUUUGAAACCACUGCCGUAGUGGUGAGCUGGUGGUCAGUGCUGAAAAGCUACAAAAUGUUCACGUUCAAAAUAUCACAGGUUAUAGCAAGAGCUUAUAGCACAAAACCUCAACUUAAUGAAGUAGUGAUAGUGUCAGCCACCCGAACCCCCAUUGGUUCAUUUUUGGGCUCUUUAUCUUCUGUCCAUGUGACAAAGUUGGGCGCUGCUGCUAUUCAAGGAGCUGUUGAACGUGCUGGAAUCCCAAAAGAAGAGAUCAAAGAAGUUUAUUUAGGAAAUGUAUGUCAAGGGGGUGUAGGUCAAGCUCCUGCAAGGCAAGCAACAAUCUUUGCAGGAUUUCCAAAAUCCACUAUUUGUACCACUGUCAACAAAGUCUGUGCCUCUGGAAUGAAAGCUGUCAUGCUUGCUGCACAAAAUUUACAAACUGGCCAUCAGGAGGUAGUUUUAGCUGGAGGGAUGGAGUCCAUGUCAAAUGUACCCUAUUAUAUGAAGAGAGGAGCUACACCGUAUGGUGGGGUGAAUUUAGUUGAUGGGAUUGUAUUUGAUGGGUUAACAGAUGUUUAUAAUAAAUUCCACAUGGGAAAUUGCGCUGAGAAUACGGCAAAAAAGUUAAAAAUAUCACGAGAGCAACAGGAUGAAUAUGCUAUCUCGAGUUAUAAAAGAAGCGCUGAGGCCUACGUUAACAAACAGUUCGACUCAGAACUUGUUAGCGUCAGUAUACCACAAAGGAAGGGCCCAGAUUUAGUUGUUUCAGCUGAUGAAGAGUACAAAAGAGUUGAUUUCAAUAAAUUUAGUAAGUUAGCGACGGUGUUUCAGAAAGAAAGUGGUACAGUAACAGCGGGAAAUGCUUCUACAUUAAAUGAUGGCGCUGCUGCUAUUAUCCUCACUACACCGGAAGUUGCUAAAAAAUUUAACGUAAAACCUCUAGCAAGAAUUGUAGGUUUUGAAGAUGGCGCUACUGAACCUGUAGACUUCCCCAUUGCCCCAGCCAUAGCAAUUCCCAAGCUUUUGAGUAGCACUGGAGUCAAAAAAGAAGAUGUUGCUUUAUGGGAAAUUAAUGAAGCAUUUAGUGUUGUGGUUCUAGCCAACCAACAACUUCUAGAUUUAGAUCCCGCUAAAGUUAAUGUUCACGGAGGUGCUGUGAGUCUUGGUCACCCAAUUGGAAUGUCUGGAGCACGUAUAAUUGUGCAUUUGGUCCACGCCUUGAAGCCUGGUCAAAAGGGAGUUGCUUCUAUAUGUAAUGGUGGCGGUGGUGCAUCUUCGAUUAUGAUUGAGAAAUUGGAUGGAAAACUUCCAUUUGGUGAGACACCAAAAUUAACUUUAUACACUAAAGACCCUUGCCCGUUGUGUGAUGAAGUGAAAGAGAAAUUGCGACUUUUUUCGGAUAGAAUACAUGUUGAAACGGUUAAUAUUACGCAAAAGGAAAAUGUAAGAUGGUUGAGAAUGUAUAGAUACGAAAUUCCCGUACUUUUUUUGAAUGGACAAUAUUUAUGUAAGCAUUCUUUAAAUGUAAAUUUGUUAGAACAAAAACUUAAAGAAUUAGGAAGAUGAAUGACGAAUUUACAAAAAAAUGUAUUUUUGGACAACAACUAACAAGCUUUUAGAGGAAAAUACGGAGUAUGGAAUGUAAAAGUAGGUACGGAAGGGAAUAACAAUGUUUAAAUGGUAAUUGUAAAGUAUAAUGUUUACAACGUUUACUUGACUAGUUGAAGGCUUCCCACACUGAAGGUAUUAGACUAUAAUGUUGCAUAAAGUUUACUGUAAACUCUCACAUUAUUUUUAUUAUUCUUUAAUAUACAAAAAUUAUUGUUUUCAUCAA
Molecule: messenger RNA, 1960 nt
Organism: Zophobas morio
Lineage: Eukaryota; Metazoa; Arthropoda; Insecta; Coleoptera; Tenebrionidae
Gene: Acat1
Product: acetyl-CoA acetyltransferase, mitochondrial
Exons: 3
Coding region: 199-1692 (497 amino acids)
Biological process (GO): fatty acid beta-oxidation
Cellular component (GO): mitochondrion
Molecular function (GO): acetyl-CoA C-acetyltransferase activity
Source: RefSeq, a predicted model, not a curated record